UGUGGUCCGCCACGUAAGAAAGUGUAUCCGUGGUCUGUGGACGAACAUUAAAUUUCAGUAUGAAAACAAAUUAAAAAGCAAAACAAAUACGUAAAAGUAUAGAGGUUUUUUUUCAUAAAUAUAGCAAAAUGGCUCGUCACAGAGACAUCCGAAACAUGGAUUUUUCCGACGAAUAUGAUGGAUAUGAUGAUGUAUAUGGUCAUUCUGUUGACGAUGACUACUACAUUUCGCCCAGCAAUACACAAUUUAUGUACAAUCGGGAAAUGAGUCGAGAUUCAACAAAAUUUGAACAAACCGAGGACAACAUUAAAGAAGCCGAUGAAGUUGAAGAAUUAUCGGAUGUAGAUAAAUCAAAACUAGAGUCUAGCAUAGAAUUAAUCGAAUCGACACUUUGCUCAGUAAAUAUAUCGCGAAAUGAACUAAUACAUCUCAUUCUUAAGUAUAAGUUUAACACAGAACUUGUGUUGAAUGAGAUUUUGGAAGGUCAAAAGUACCACGCUGUUACUACUGAAGGACCUGACAAAGAUGUCGCAAUGCACAAAUCUCCAAAAUUUAUUAUUCCAAAUGUCUUUGGAAAUUCUCAAUCAAAUGCAGUCGUGGCUUUCGCUCCACCGCCGACGAUAGUCGAAUCUACGGUGCCCCCCAAAGUCAAGAUCGUGGACGCGGCAUCCAAAAGCGCCGUAAAUAUCGUCAAGGGUUUUGAUGUACCCUCAAAAGAAAAAGUAAGCGUCACCCCCAGGUCUCAAUCUCCCGCUUCUGGUAGGGACACCCCCGUUUGGCCCCUGGUAGAAGGUGUUUUGGACGAGUCGAAAGUGAGUCGCAAGGAGCCCAAAAUCGAUCCAUUGGAACAGUACAAAAGGGAACGCGGCACGGACAAAGAUCACCUUUAUAUGGUCGUGAUUGGACACGUGGAUGCCGGCAAGAGUACCCUAAUGGGUCGAAUGUUGUGCGACUUGGGCCAGGUCAACAAAAAAGUUAUGCACAAGUAUGAACAGGAGAGCAAAAAGCUCGGCAAGCAGAGUUUCAUGUACGCCUGGGUGCUGGACGAAACUGGCGAGGAGCGAAAUAGGGGCAUAACGAUGGACGUGGGUCGUUAUCGGUUUGAAACGAAACACAAGGGCGUGACCUUGCUGGACGCUCCCGGCCACAAGGACUUUAUUCCCAAUAUGAUUUCCGGUGCGGGUCAGGCCGAUGUGGCGCUGUUGGUAAUAGAUGCGACUAGAGGCGAAUUUGAAUCCGGUUUUGACUUAGGGGGCCAAACUAGGGAACACGCAUUGUUGGUCAGAUCGUUGGGAGUUACUCAGCUCGCCGUCGUCAUUAAUAAGUUGGACACGGUCUCGUGGUCGAAGGAACGAUUCGACGAAAUCGUGCAAAAAUUGCGAUCUUUCUUAAAGCAGGCGGGCUAUAAGGAAAACGAUGUCACAUUCGUUCCAUGCAGCGGCUUAACCGGCCAAAAUUUGGUAAAAGCACCAACCGAAAAUGAGUUGCUCGUAUGGUAUAAAGGUCCAGCUUUGAUCGACGUAAUAGACAAUUUCCGAUCUCCUCAACGGCCCGUCUCGAAACCAUUUAGGCUCUCGAUAAAUGAUAUUUUUAAGAGUACUGGAUCUGGUUUUUGCGUAGCCGGUCGGGUAGAGACCGGAGUGUUAAGCGCGGGCGAUAAAGUUCUGGUGUGUCCCAAUCGAGAACUGGCCAUCGUCAAGUCCAUUUCUAUCGAAGAGGUGUCGCAACUUACCGUCUUCGCGGGUGACCAAGCCACCGUCACUCUUUCCAAUAUCGAAAUGCAAAACGUAUCGGUGGGCAACGUGUUGUGCGAUCCUAAUCACCCCGUUCCGGUCUCGAACAAAUUCGAAGCCCGCAUUGUCGUUUUCAACGUCACCGUUCCAAUUACCCGCGGCUUUUCCGUGGUAUUGCAUCAUCAGAGUCUCGUGGAACCGGCCGUCAUCAGCAAGUUAACGUCGCAGCUGAACAAGAGCACCGGCGAGGUCCAGAAGAGGCAUCCGAGGUUUUUAGGUAACAACACCAGUGCUAUCGUGGAGAUUACCGUAUCGAAACCGAUAGCUUUGGAGGUGUACAGCGAGUGUAAAGAAUUAGGGAGGGUCAUGUUGCGCGUAGGAGGUGUUACGAUUGCCGCCGGACUGAUUACUAAAGUGAUUCUUUAAAUUAUUAAUAACUAUUGCGAAAUAAAUUUUAUGUUAGGUACGUGGAACGGUUGUCAUAUUUAUCAUCCAUGCAUGGAUCCCAAUGAAAACGAUGAAAAUUUGGAAUAAUUUUAAUGAGAAAACAAAAAAUGAGUGCUUUAAAUU
Messenger RNA from Cylas formicarius (sweet potato weevil), 2303 nucleotides. It is a transcript of the gene HBS1, whose product is annotated as protein HBS1. Gene Ontology annotation, biological process: translation. The transcript is spliced from 8 exons. Lineage: Eukaryota; Metazoa; Arthropoda; Insecta; Coleoptera; Brentidae. The record is from RefSeq and is a predicted model, not a curated record. The coding region runs from base 129 to 2159 and encodes 676 amino acids. Gene Ontology annotation, molecular function: GTPase activity; GTP binding.